AUGGCCGCUCCGCGCGCCGCGCCCCCGCGCCGGCCCCGGCCCCGGCCCCGGCCCCGGCUCCCGCCGCUCCCGCCGCCGCUGCUGCUGCUGCUGCUGCUGCCCGCGCCCAGCGGCGGUCUUGACCACUCUGCCGAACUGGCCUUUGCUGUGGAGCCAAGCGAUGAGGUUGCAGUCCCUGGGCAGCCUGUGGUGCUGGGCUGCAGGGUGGAAGGGACCCCUCCAGUGCGAAUCACCUGGAGGAAGAAUGGGGUGGAGCUGCCGGAGGGUCCUCACCCCACCGUGCUGGCCAAUGGGUCCUUGGUGAUCCGGCACUUCCAGCCGGAUCAAGGAGACGGCCCUUCAGAUGAGGGCGACUAUGAGUGUGUGGCUCAGAACCGCUUUGGGCUGGUGGUUAGCCGGAAGGCUCGCAUCCAGGCAGCAACCAUGUCGGACUUCCACGUGCACCCCCAGGCCGUCGCCGGCGAGGAGGGCGGCGUGGCCCGCUUCCAGUGCCAAAUCCACGGGCUUCCCAAGCCCCUGAUCACGUGGGAGAAGAACAGAGUCCCCAUUGACACGGACAACGAGAGGUACACGCUGCUGCCCAAGGGCGUCCUGCAGAUUACGGGGCUCCGGGCCGAGGACAGCGGCGUCUUCCACUGCGUGGCCUCGAACAUCGCCAGCGCCCGUGUCAGCCACGGGGCCAGGCUCACCGUGUCCGGCUCCGGCUCCGGGGUCUACAAGGAGCCGACCAUCCUCGUGGGGCCUGAGAACCUCACCCUGACGGUGCACCAGACGGCGGUGCUGGAGUGUGUCGCCACGGGCAACCCGCGCCCCAUUGUGUCCUGGAGCCGCCUGGAUGGCCGGCCCAUCGGGGUGGAGGGCAUCCAGGUUCUGGGCACCGGGAACCUCAUCAUCUCCGACGUGACGGUGCAGCACUCGGGCGUGUACGUCUGUGCGGCCAACAGGCCGGGCACGCGGGUGCGGAGGACUGCACAGGGCCGGCUGGUGGUGCAAGCCCCAGCAGAGUUUGUCCAGCACCCCCAGUCCAUCUCCAGACCAGCCGGGACCACGGCCAUGUUCACCUGCCAAGCCCAGGGGGAGCCGCCCCCUCACGUCACGUGGUUGAAGAAUGGACAGGUGCUGGGGCCCGGAGGCCACGUCAGGCUCAAGAAUAACAACAGCACCCUGACCAUCUCCGGAAUCGGCCCGGAAGAUGAGGCCAUCUACCAGUGCGUGGCCGAGAACAGCGCCGGCUCCUCGCAGGCCAGCGCCAGGCUGACCGUGCUGUGGGCGGAGGGGCUGCCCGGGCCCCCCAUCAACGUGCGGGCGGCCUCCGUGUCCUCCACCGAGGUCCGCGUGUCCUGGGACGAGCCCCUGGUCAACACCAAGGAGAUCAUCGGCUACGUCCUGCACAUCCGGAAGGCCGCGGACCCCCCGGAGCUGGAGUACCAGGAGGCAGUCAGCAAAGGCACCGCGCAGCACCUGGUGAGCGACCUGGAGCCCUCCACGGCCUACAGCUUCCACAUCAAGGCCUACACCCCCCGGGGGGCCAGCUCCGCCUCGGCCCCCGCCCUGGCCAGCACCCUGGGCGAAGCCCCCGCCCCGCCGCCCCUGUCGGUGCGCGAGCUGGGCAGCUCCACGCUGCAGCUGCUGUGGGAGCCCUGGCCCCGGCUGGCCCUGCACCGCGGCGGCUUCAAGCUCUUCUACCGCCCAGCGAGCAGGGCCGCCUUCACCGGCCCCGUCGUGCUGCCCGGAACGGCCUCCUCCUACAACCUCAGCCAGCUCGACCCCACGGCGGUGUACGAGGUGAAGCUGCUCGCCUACAACCAGCACGGGGAGGGCAACGCCACGGUCCGCUUUGUGUCCCUGAGGGGGGCGUCUGAGAGGACAGCGCUGGGCCCGCCGUGCGACUGCCGGAAGGAGGAGGCCUCCGGCCAGAUGUCCACCACAGGCAUCGUCGUCGGCAUCCACAUCGGGGUCACCUGCAUCAUCUUCUGUGUCCUCUUCCUCCUGUUCGGCCAAAGGGGCAGGGUCCUCUUGUGUAAGGAUGUAGAAAACCAGCUGUCGCCUCCUCAGGGCCCCCGGAGCCAAAGGGACCCUGGCAUCCUGGCCCUGGACGGGGCCAGACUGGGAGAUCGGGGCCCCCUGGGCCGAGGCGAGAAACGUGCAGACAUGAAGGAGCUGGAGCAGCUGUUUCCCCCGGCGGGGGCGGGGGGCCAGCCAGACCGAGGCCCCGGCCCCGGCCCCGGCCCCUCGCAGGACGCCGCGGCCGCUGCCCCGUGUGAGGACGCCCCGCUCUCCGUGCUGCCGCGUCAGGGGUCCGGCCUUCGGGAGGCGAGGACGGCGGAGGCCCAGGCUCCCUGCGCAGGCCUCGCCGCCACCCCCCCACCUCAGGACGCAGGCUCCGGCCUCCUCGGUGAAGGACACGCCGCCCGGCCUUCCUCUGCGCCAGCUGCCCAGCCGGCUCUCUCGGGACAGUAG
Messenger RNA from Pipistrellus nathusii (Nathusius's pipistrelle), 2460 nucleotides. NCBI's taxonomy places the organism in Eukaryota, Metazoa, Chordata, Mammalia, Chiroptera, Vespertilionidae. The record is from the annotation of a GenBank genome assembly.